Lachancea fermentati is the source of this 972-nucleotide messenger RNA. Lineage: Eukaryota; Fungi; Ascomycota; Saccharomycetes; Saccharomycetales; Saccharomycetaceae. The record is from the annotation of a GenBank genome assembly.
AUGAAAGCCCCUGAAAUCAUUCGGGUCAAGAGAAAGCGGGAUGAAGAUUCUGUACAGGCAUUACUUCUUGAAGAAAGUAGAAAUAGCAAAAGGGGAAAGUAUGUUUUCAAGCUAGCCAAAACGGUAGAGCUUAACUCUGGAAGCCAAGACAGUCCAGACACUCCCUUGUUAAAGCAUUCCAGUGAUGGUGACGUUAGACAUUUUAUUCUGGAGCAACAAACUCGAAUGGGCCAUACAGAUCAAUUACCAACUGAAAUCAGUGAGAUGCUAAAUGAUUACUUGAGCCUAGAGAAAAAUAACAGCACUUUAACAAACAAACCGCCACAUCGGAAGGCCAGUCGUAAGCAUUCCACGAGUCUCAAUCAGAAACUACCACUGGUCGACUACGUAUAUGACAUAUACUACAGGGAAAUGGUCCCAGAAGACGAGUUCGUAUUUGAUGAAGCUACGGUUGGCUAUAUUAAAAUCAUCGAAGACAACGGCGAUCUCAUACCGGAGGAAGACGAGGAUGCCGAUAGCCAACGACUAUCGGACGACGAGGAUUCAAAUGAAGAAACGUAUUACCAAAACGACUACCCCGAAGACGAGGAUGAUGACAGAUCUGUCCUCUUCAGUAGUGAAGAAGGUGAAUUGAAUGUGAAUAGAGGUUCAGUGGACGAAGAUGAAUCUUCGUCCAUCCUCCAAACUCCAGGUUCAUUGGAGAAUGAUAUGUUCGCUGAGACUGAGCUGGACCCGCUUUUUGAACGAUAUGCGGAAACAGUGAAUAUGUUAGAUUCAAUGGAGGGUACAGAAUCUAACGACAACGAGUAUGAGGAGGAUGCCUGGAAUGAUACCCAGGAUUUGAGUGAAAAUGAAGACUCAGCCGCCCGCUUCAAGAGGCAUAACUUUUUCCCUAACGAUAGUGACGAUCCAUUGGCCUUACACAGAGACAAGAUUUUCAAUCAAUUGCAGGAAAUGAUUGAUCGAUCGUAG